Molecule: messenger RNA, 1833 nt
Organism: Phytophthora sojae
Lineage: Eukaryota; Oomycota; Peronosporomycetes; Peronosporales; Peronosporaceae
Exons: 3
Coding region: 1-1833 (610 amino acids)
Biological process (GO): regulation of transcription by RNA polymerase II
Cellular component (GO): nucleus
Molecular function (GO): sequence-specific DNA binding; DNA-binding transcription factor activity, RNA polymerase II-specific
Source: RefSeq, a predicted model, not a curated record
AUGCUGCAGCGCAACGAGCGCCUGGGCGACAAGCCCCCGCCGCCGCCCAUCGCGCCGGCCCAGCAGCCCAAAGAACUCCAGGAGAACGUGGAUUCCAACAAGACCCCCGACACCCGCGAGGAGGUUGUGGCCGGGUCCCCUCCCUCGCAGCAGGACGAGGCCAGCCAGGAGUCCUCCGACCCCGGCAAGGGGGAGGCGCCUGGCACGCUGCUGCUCUGCUUCAAGUGCGGCAAGGGCUUCGUGUCCGCCACGAGUCUCCGAACGCACCUGGCCACCGAGUACCCCUGCAACCAAGGACUCACCAUCUCGCUGCCCCAGGGGGAGGGCAAAAUGGAGUCCAAGACGUGCUUCAAGUGCGGCAAGACCUUCGCGAGCUGGCAGGGGCUAAGGGGCCACCUCAACCGGAUCAAGCCCUGCGACCAGGAGAAAUCGGCACCCACGACGAUUCGGCGACGCCCUGCUGCGUCCAGGACGUGCACCAAGUGCGGCAAGACGUUCUCGAGUGCACAGAGCCUGAGGAUCCAUAUGAACAGAGUCAAGCCGUGCGACCAAGACAAACUCAGCGUGUCGACCCCGACGACGCCACCGGCCAGUACGCCACCGAGUACACCGCUCAUGAUUAACGAGGAGGAGCUCAAAAAGGAAGCGGAAAGAAAGGCGAGGGCGAGGUACCAGGCGCGUAAAGCCUAUCUGAAGAAACGUGGACGACUUGGUGAACUGGGCGAUCCCCCCACCCUGUUUUACAUAUCGAGAAGAAACGGACACGGAGCGGGGAAUGAAAAUGGUUCGAAACCUGAUCUGAAGAGAACUGCCCCGGAGGAAUCCUCACAAGAGAGUGACAAGGUGGAGGGCUCAAGUGAUGAAAACAAACGGCCACGUGUGGAGGAGACAGAGUCCCAGGAGAAUGUUUCCACCGACUCACCUUCUGACGUAUCUGGAUUGAUUCAGCCCAAUAUCUCCACUCCUUCACAGUCAGAGCCCGGAAAGACAACCCAGCCUGGUACGGCACCCCCUAGUGAUGGAAGUUUCGUGCAUCGUUCAAGCAAAGGGCACGGUGGUGAUCUCCUUGCGGGAGGAUGCAGUUGCCCCCCGUGUGUUCGAAGGUGGGCAAGGAAGCUAAUGAACCGCAUGCAGCAGCUUGAGGACGAAGUGCUGACGUUGCGUCAAAGAAAAGCUGUCGGGGCAGCUCAAUCCUUACAAAAUGGUGGUCGUGCCGAGCAAUCGCAGCAGCACGCAAACCCGGCUGCAUCUUUCCUGUUGGGACUGGGCUCUGACAAGAGAAGUCUCGUGGAUGCCUACAGCCACAUGAACGACCAGAUCUUGCUGAACGAAAGAACGGUCGAAGACUCCACCGGACACGUCCAGAUCCUAAUGAGUAUUGAUCAAGGCGCUGCGAUGGAUUUCCGUAAGCAGAUCGCUGAGCUUCGCAUGUCUAUUAGUGCUGAGAAGAGCAAACGUGACAUCACGGUUGCGACUCUGAUUGCCCACGAAUGGAAGCCUCGAGUCGACGAGUUCAAAGAGCUGCUGGAACGCUCCGAAGCGCAAGAUUCACCUACUGAAGAGCAAUCGCUUCACGCCAAAUGGUCCGACAUCGCGAAUCAAGUGUCCUUGAAAGACAAAGCUAUCUCUGACUUGGAGAAGCGAGUGGACUCUCUCGGAGAAUCUGGCGGAAGCAGUCGCUCCCGAUACGCGGAGAUGGGCGAGCUGUCCAGCAAAAUGGCGGCCGAGUACGCUGCCAAGAUGUCCCUCGAGAGUGAGCGUGAAAGCGUAUAUCUUGGUCUCGUGAAUUCCAGCACUCGCAUUCGCGCACUAGUGAGGAAGGCGUUGGUGUGA